Messenger RNA from Drosophila albomicans, 2131 nucleotides. RefSeq lists its product as uncharacterized. Lineage: Eukaryota; Metazoa; Arthropoda; Insecta; Diptera; Drosophilidae. Gene Ontology annotation, molecular function: serine-type endopeptidase inhibitor activity. The coding region runs from base 1 to 1944 and encodes 647 amino acids. The record is from RefSeq and is a predicted model, not a curated record. The transcript has 5 exons.
AUGACCUCCCUUUAUGUCUGGCUAUGCUUUAGCUUAGCGGCACUCCCACACAACUGCCACGCCCACUACAUACAAAUCGACCACGAAGAGUUUCGCGCCAGUGGCUAUCCCCAUCCACCGUUGCCACCAGCCCCUCUGACACCUCUAGAGCUCGAUCAUCUGCCACAUGUGGUGGCCACCAAUCCUUUGACGCCUGCCGAGGUGAUGGUGGAUCUCACCAACGAUCUGACGCAUCGUCUGCUCCACUAUCACUCCAUACUCAAUCGGAAUAAUUUCGCAUUCUCGCCCACCGCGUUGGUCAGUGUCCUGGUGGCACUCUACGAAGGAUCCGCGGGACGCAGCGCCAGCGAAUUGCGGAAUGUGCUGCAGUUGCCCAACAAUCGUGACGUCAUACGCGUCGGUUACCGCGACAUCCAUCGACGACUGCGGACCUAUUUCUUUGGCUCUGAUAAUCCCUUGAAAGGACUCAGCUUAAGCAGAAAUAAUGUCACUGUGCUCAAGGAUUUCGAAACGGUUUUAAUGUUUUAUGGUUAUGAUCUGAGCAUCGAUAUGAUCUCCUCUACGCCAGCCAAUGUCACUGCAGCCAACGCCACCCUGGCUGGCAAUGCCACAGCUGAUGCAAUGCAGGCAGAUACUACAACAAGCAGCGAUAUUGAGACAACCACUGAGCCACCUACAACCACAGCAGCCACAGCUGAAGAGACUACAACGACACCUGCGCCAACUACAACCACCGAGGAAGCGACAACCACAACCGAAGAGGCGGAAGCCAGCAGCACGGAGGCAGCACCUGCCACAGAAUCUGGUGAGGCAACCGAGCCAGCAGGAGACGAUGAGGCAGCCGAGCUGGUUUCCGCUUUUGUGGCCGAAGAGGAUGCAGAACCCUUUUUGCGCAUACAAAAGGCGCGGGUGUCGCGUUUACCAACCAGUAAAUUGCAGGCGCCGCUGAAGCACUCGAAUCCCAUUACACCUAAGCCCAACUAUUUGCCUAGUGCACGCAUUGCAGUGAUGCCCAUGAUAGCCAGACAAGUUCAAGCUCCGGUGCAGCGCAAGGCAACCACAACAACUCCAACACCAAGUUCACGACAAGUUGCCACCACGACGCCAGCAACUCCACAAGCAACCACAUCCCGGAAAGCAAAGACAGCUCGCCAUAAGCGUCAUGUGCUGGGUUACAAGGAUCUGGAUGCAAAUCUCUUUGUUUCACUCUUUAGUCCACAUGGUCCACACGCAGCUGCUGCAGCGCUUCCGUUGCCCAUUCCACCCACAGCUGGAUUCACACACUUCACCAACGAGUUUGAGCCUCAUUACAUUAGCGAUGGCGUUGAAUCCAAGACAAAUUACAACACGGAUGUGAUCAGUCAUGUCUUUUAUCUGGGCAGCCAACAGGUGGUGCACACCACCUUCAAGGUCUACAAUGCAGUGCUGUAUUACAAGUACUUUGAGCACCUGAAGAUGAGUGUGCUUGAGCUGGAGUUGGACACUCCUGAGUACAAUUUAAUGAUACUGCUGCCCGACUACCACAUGGACAUUGUGGCUGCGGCUGCUUCGCUCAAGCUGGGACCAACGUUGCGGCUGAUGCGCAAGCAACUGAAGCCACGUUGGGUUCAGGCCAUCAUACCGGACUUUAAGCUGCAUGGCACCAUGUUCCUCACCAACGAUCUGCAGAAUAUGGGCAUCUGUGAUAUAUUUGAGCCAAAUCGUGCCGAUUUUCGACCCAUGACUGAUGAGAAAGGCAUCUAUGUGCGACACAUUGAGCAAUCGAUUGACGUCAACAUUCGUACGCAUCCCAUCAAUCAAUUGAAACGCAACACAGGCGCUCAAACGAAGCCCAUACAGAUCUCUGUUAAUCAUCCGUUUCUGUUUUUCAUCAUCGAUCGCGACUUGGACGUGGCUGUGAUGUCGGGCCGCAUACUCAAUCCCCUCAACGUGCGCAUACAAUGAAUGCUCCAUUCAUCCAUCGAGCCGAACCGAGCCACACUCACAGUCAGUGGUGCAAAACGAAGGUCAACACGGUGGCUGCAUCGAAAGUGAAGCUGGUAGCUAAAGUGCGCUUCCUGGUGCCUCUUAACCAUGCACUUGCAAAGUACCAUAGUAUAUUGUAAAUAAUGCAAACAACUUUUGUUUUCUA